Coccidioides immitis RS is the source of this 873-nucleotide messenger RNA. Its product is annotated as 60S ribosomal protein L32. Gene Ontology annotation, biological process: translation. Bases 79 to 474 code for a protein of 131 amino acids. Gene Ontology annotation, molecular function: structural constituent of ribosome. The transcript has 5 exons. Gene Ontology annotation, cellular component: cytosolic large ribosomal subunit; ribosome. The record is from RefSeq and is a predicted model, not a curated record. NCBI's taxonomy places the organism in Eukaryota, Fungi, Ascomycota, Eurotiomycetes, Onygenales, Onygenaceae.
GUUAAAGCCCGACCUCGAUAAACAUCUCCCAGCCGACAACCUCCACGACCAGCUUCGGGACCCCAUAACACCGCCAAGAUGGUCGCCGCAAAGAAGCAUGUUGCUAUCGUGAAGAAGCACCCGAAGCGCUUCAACCGACACCAGUCGGACAUGUUCAAAUGUGUCCCGACUUCAUGGCGUAAACCAAAGGGUAUCGACAACCGCGUUCGCAGACGGUUCAAGGGCCAGGCUGCUAUGCCCAAGAUCGGUUAUGGCAGCAACAAGAAGACAAGACACAUGAUCCCCUCUGGCCACAAGGUCUUCCUUGUCAAGAACCCCAAGGAUGUCGAGCUUCUCCUCAUGCACAACCGCACCUAUGCCGCUGAGAUCGCCCACGCUGUUUCUUCUUCCAAGCGCGUCGACAUCAUCGCCAAGGCCAAACAAUUAGGCGUCAAGAUCACCAAUCCCAAGGGCAGAGUCACCACGGAAUCAUAAGCGCAGUCCGUCGUGUUUCUUUUUUGCUGGGGUCGGUGCGUGGUUGGGUGUGUGUUUUUUAUGGCUCUUUUUCCUCACCCUUUUCCUCCAUGUUCUUCAUUACUGGGACAAGAAUAAAGCGGCCGGCAUAUGAUACGAAGGAGAGAUAGAUAUACUUCUACUUUCUGCACCUCCUUUUUUUUCAAAUUAACGAGUGGGAAAAUAUAAUGGAAAUAUUUUGCUCGUUAUGACUUCAUCUACGGCCUGUUUAGGACAUGGUGAUUAGUCCAUGCUGGAGCCGAAUGGAAGAAGGAAAGGAAGCCAUUUUGCCUCUUGCCAUGGUGUAGGGAAUACUGGCGUAUGAGACGAUUCAACUGAGAUACAGGUGAUUAAGAUGAAUGCCAUUUCAACACAAACCUU